AUGCUCCGCACGGCCGUCUCUACCACGCGAAAGUCUCUGCCGCGCGCUGCGGCGAACGUAGUCCGCACUCGCAUGCCGGCCUUGAUUGCGAUCCGCUCGGCCGCGCGUUGGAACUCGACGCUCACGCCUGAGCAGCGCAAAGCAGCCUUGAAAGAGCGUGACAACCUCGACCGCGACUGGAUCGCACCGAAACUAAGCUACGAGGACGUGAAGAAGCGCUCUGAGCAGCCGAGCCCUGAAGCGUUUCUCAUAGACGUCCGCGAACCGGACGAAGUGAUCCAAGGCUCUAUCCCGUCGUCUGUGAAUCUCCCGCUGUCACAAAUGCCUGGAGCUUGGUCUGUGCCCGCAGAGGAAUGGCAACCACGCUUCGGAUGGCCAAAGCCCAAGCGCGACCAGGAAAUAGUAUUUUACUGCCGUAGUGGUAAACGCAGCGCGAGUGCAAGCGACAUUGCACGGAGGAAUGGCUACACAAACAUCUACAAUUAUGAGGGAUCGUGGUUGGACUGGGUGUCGAAGGAGGGCAAAAACCAGUAG
Molecule: messenger RNA, 534 nt
Organism: Peniophora sp. CBMAI 1063
Lineage: Eukaryota; Fungi; Basidiomycota; Agaricomycetes; Russulales; Peniophoraceae
Source: the annotation of a GenBank genome assembly